Messenger RNA from Cuscuta europaea, 1195 nucleotides. The record is from the annotation of a GenBank genome assembly. Lineage: Eukaryota; Viridiplantae; Streptophyta; Magnoliopsida; Solanales; Convolvulaceae.
AGGCAAUCGUAGAGUCUGGACUCGAUCAUUAAAAAAACAAAAAGUAAUCACUAAUCAAUAGGCUAAUUGUUGGCUCAACGUAGUUUAUGGGCGGAAAACUAAAAAACUCAUGCCCUAAACAGUGCGCACAAUGUCAGUGGUGAGCUGAUGAUAUCACUCACUACCUUACUCUGUAUCUGGAUACAACAUAAUCCAUUAUUUUCUUCAAUUCUGUGAAAUUCUUAUUCCGACCUUGGAAUCUCCGGCGGUUUCCUAUAACUUCAGCCCAGAAAUCCCAUCUACUCACUACCUGUCCUCUACCAAUCUCGUAAAAGGUAACAAUGGAUUUAGCGGAUAGCAAGUUUUUGAAUGUAGGCCUGCUGUUGAUCGCCACUAUUGUGGCGGCGAAGCUGAUCGCCGCCCUAAUCAUCCCCAGAUCCAGGAAGCGGCUGCCUCCGACGGUGAAAUCAUGGCCUCUCGUUGGUGGGCUGAUCCGGUUCAUGAAAGGCCCGAUUGUGAUGCUCCGAGAGGAGUACCCUAAGCUGGGGAGCGUCUUCACCCUCAACCUGCUCCACAUGAAGAUCACCUUCUUGAUCGGGCCGGAGGUUUCGGCCCAUUUCUUCAAGGCUCCGGAAACCGAUCUCAGCCAGCAGGAGGUGUACCAAUUCAAUGUGCCCACUUUCGGGCCGGGCGUGGUGUUUGAUGUGGACUACUCUGUCAGGCAAGAGCAGUUCAGAUUCUUUACGGAGUCUCUUAGGGUCACCAAGUUGAAAGGUUAUGUGGAUAUGAUGGUCAUGGAAGCUGAGGACUACUUCUCCAAAUGGGAAGACUGCGGCGAAGUGGAUUUAAAAUAUGAACUGGAACACUUAAUCAUACUGACAGCUAGCAGAUGUCUGUUGGGAGAAGAAGUUCGUAACAAGCUAUUCGAAGACGUGUCUGCUCUAUUCCAUGACCUGGAUAGUGGUAUGCUCCCGAUCAGCGUCAUCUUCCCUUACUUACCCAUCCCAGCACACUGGAGGCGUGACCGGGCCCGCAAGAAGCUCGCUGAGAUCUUCACAAACAUCAUUUCUGCUCGCAAGAAAACAGGAAAGUCUGAAAAUGACAUGUUGCAGUGCUUCAUAGACUCCAAGUACAAAGAUGGCCGACAAACAACAGAAUCUGAAGUCACUGGUUUACUCAUUGCCGCUUUGUUUGCUGGUCAGCACACUAGUUCCAU